This is a messenger RNA of Culicoides brevitarsis, 2722 nucleotides long. RefSeq names its product E3 ubiquitin-protein ligase TRIM45. Gene Ontology annotation, molecular function: protein binding; zinc ion binding; ubiquitin protein ligase activity. Lineage: Eukaryota; Metazoa; Arthropoda; Insecta; Diptera; Ceratopogonidae. The transcript has 6 exons. The record is from RefSeq and is a predicted model, not a curated record. Bases 1 to 2685 code for a protein of 894 amino acids.
AUGGUCAUUCCCAAUAUUGUCGUGAAAGUCCGAAGACCAACGGAUGAAUUUAACGGGUCCGAUAGUGACUUUGAAGUUGUCUCUGAUUCGGGAAAUGAUGAUUCUGUCCUCGAAAAUGCCGGUUAUCAGCGUUUAAACGACGAGUUAGUAGAUGCUGUUGUAUUGCAUGCGACUCCCGAAGAACCUGAAAUUAAAGCAGAAUCAAAAGAAGACGAAAAAAUUGUCGUAAAUUUGUCACAAAAGCAAAUAACGGGCGAACGAGCCCCAAUUUCUCGUGAAAAUCGUGACAAAAAAUGUGCAAGUCUCGUAAUGCUGCAAAAAGAAAUGCAAUUAAUGGAUGUCGCUGUGCCUUCAAGUGAUGAAAAUACGGAAAAUUUCCUCACGAGAAGUGUUUCGAGCAAUUUCGCGGAUCGAAUUAACAACGUAUUGGCACGUCGAAAUGCUUUUGGAGAAGAAAUGAUACGCGAAUCGAUAUCAAAUUCGAGUUUAAAUCAAGAACCGCCGUUAAUUGAAAUGAUUUCGCAAGCAGGAAGGAAGCUAAGUGACAGUGCCGUGACAGAUUUCACGAGAUUGGGAUUGGAAAAUGUGCCGGAUGUGCUGCGGAAGAACUCAAUGCCCGCAAUUUUGCCGUCUGCGUCGUCGCCAACGAAGGAAAACGUGGAUUUGGUUGUUCCGGAAAAGGCUAAGACCACGAGAUGGUCUUUUUAUAAGGAAGUGAGCAGCAAUUGUGCGGUUGAUAGGAUUCGAGAUGAGAAUAUUCCUUCAACACCGCCUCCAAAUAAGAGUCCAGUAGCCGUAAAACGAAACGUUGAACGCCAACACAGUGAAACAGUGAACGAUUUUAUCCCCGAUAAGCUAAAAUGUUACCUUUGCAAGUCCGUUUUCAAAGAUCCUCGUGUCCUGGAUUGCCUUCACAACUUUUGCUACGAGUGUUUGAACCAAAUUGACAUGAAUCGUAAUGCAGCUGUCUUUUGGGCGAAUCGUCAUAACAGCAAUGGAAGCGAAUAUGAAUACAGUUACUCUGAAAGAAACGGUUCUGUGACCUCCGGAGACGAAUUAAGCUUAAAUCGCUCACCGCAAGGCUCUCGUAACAAAAGAUUAUCAAAACCGCGAUCGAAAAGCAUUGCUGCGACAAAUCGUCGGAAGUCUUCCCUCGUGUCAUUUAACGACAAACCAAAGUCCAUCGUUUGCCCGAUUUGUGGAACAUCAACUGAAAUACCCGUUGGUGGCUUGUGUCGCCUUCCAAAGAACUUUUUGAUGGAGCGACAAGUCGACGAAGCGAUUACCAAAACUGGAAUCCAGCAAGUUGCUCGAAUUUGGUGCAAUUUGUGUUCAACUGACGUCAUUGCAAAUGCUUUUUGCAUGACUUGCGGUUAUAAUUUGUGCAAUUUUUGCAAGGAAGCCCACAAAAGACAACGCACCACGUGCAAUCACGAGAUAAAAAUGUUCGUUGAACCAAAAAGGGCUUCGAAGAAGGCGUCGGAAUCCGUUUCUCGUGCAUCCCUCAGUUGUCCGAUCCAUUCAAAUAACGAAAUUAAAAUUUUCUGCACGAAUUGUCAUCAAGUCCUGUGUAACGAUUGCACGAUUUUGCUCCAUCGAGGUCAUAAAUACAUCACUUUGGCAAAAGCAUCGAAAGUUUACAUGAAAAUUUUGACAGACAAUUUGGAACGAACGAAGCCUCUAACCGAAUAUGCGUUACAUUCAAAGCUAAAAAUAAACGAAACAUCGAAAAAAAUCAACCAAAAGUGCAUCGAGGUCCGCAGUGAAGUUGAGCAAUUUUUAUCGGAAUAUUUCCAAGCACUUGAGGUUCAUAAAAAAACGUUACUUAACCAAAUCUCGAAAGCACGCGAGAAUAAAAUGGAAAUGAUUCUUGCACGACAAGCAGAUCUCGAUAGACGAUGCUUGGAAGCCAACACGGCGAUAAAUUUUGCUGAAGAACUCCUCGCCAGCGGAAAUGAAAUCGAGAAACUCACAUUUGUUGGGAUCUUGAAUCGGCGUCUUGAAUACUGUCAAAAGUCAGAAUCUACGGGCGAAUUCAAAAUUAAUGAUUCUCUUCAAUUUUUGCCCGAAGUUAAAGCUCCCUCGAAUAAAGCUCAAAAUAAUAUUCCGCUGUACGGGAUCAUCACGACGCAAACUGCUUCGCCGAAACUUUGUUGUCUGGAAAAAACGGAUGGAUUAUUAAAUUUGCGGAUUCAUAAGAAGGCAGAAUUGAUACUUAUCAGUAAAGAUAAGAACGAUCGACAAAUGUGUCAUGGCGGUUUAACGAUUUUUGUGGAGAUCAAGUACAAGGAUUCUUCUUCGAGGGCGAUUCCGGUCCAAGUGAGCGAUAAAAGGGAUGGCACUUAUAUCAUUUCAUUCAUUCCGGAUGCCGCUGGGAUUCUUAUUUUGACAAUUACGAUCAAUGGGAAGCCCGUUAAGGACUCACCUUACACAUUGCGAUCUCGUGCCAUCAAACAACACACCGGAAUCUACCAUUGUUGCUGUUUCUGUUCAAGCGGCGGGUCAAAACAAGCAACUUGUGCCUGUGCAAGUAAAAUGCCUGGCGGUUACAUGGGUUGCGGGCAUGGGCAUUUAGGGCAUCCAGGUCGAAGACAUUGGAGCUGCUGUUCGAGCGUAUUAGAAAACUCCGAAUGCACAGUUGCUAAUAGUGUAAUUCACCAAAGUACCGAAACAAUUAAUCAGUAACACAUUUUUCACUUUAAUAAAGCAACAGAGAACGAAC